AUGGCAACAGGAGAGCUUCCUUCUUAUUCAGCCAUUCCAACUGCUGAUAGCUCAGCGUUGAACUCGUAUGGCGCAUUAUCAAAUUCAAACGACAUAGAAGUAUUACCAUCAACUACAAUUACUAUUCAAACACCGGUGCAUACUUAUGAAUGUGAUUCUGCAAGCUCAAGUCCUCAUAAAACUCCCAAAACUCCAUGUUUGAAACCUCACCAAUCUGAAACUAUAUUUGCUAUAUGUUUGUUUACACUCGGAGCUAGUUUAUUAAUCUAUGUUAUUGUUUCAUAUUGGUUUACACAUAGUCAAAUAUCUCCAAUGAUUAUAUUUAUAUGUGGUUUACUAUGUUUUAUACCUGGUUGUUAUUAUUUAGUUGAACAUUAUUGUUGUUUUUCACCAUGUCAACGAAAUCGUCGUCGACACUCGCCAAUAGUCGAUCAAGAUGACAGCACUUAA
Rotaria socialis is the source of this 450-nucleotide messenger RNA. The record is from the annotation of a GenBank genome assembly. Lineage: Eukaryota; Metazoa; Rotifera; Eurotatoria; Philodinida; Philodinidae.